UAGUGUCGAGGAGCAGCAGAGCAGACCCGUGUGUGACUUUGUUCCGUUCCGUUUCGGUCGGUCAAGUACCACCAAUAGGUUCGGUUCGGUGGUCCGUCCCUCCCCUAAGUACCUCAUUUGUUCUGUAGUACAUUCGGUCCAGGCACUGCCGCAGCAGUCGACGGUUCUAGAAUCUAUUGUUUUGGCGCUUAGGUCAGCCUGUUUGCCUUGAACCAUAUCCCCGCUUUCCUCCCUCUCGUGUUUACUUUUAAGGCGUGGCAGUCAACCCACCUCUUUUCCUGAUCUCUCUCGCUCUCUCCGUUCCUCCACCAACCGUUUACCGUUGUCCGUCGAGUCGACCCUAAAGACAUCGCACCUCGCAGUCGCGCCGCUGCUGCUCUUCUCCUAAAAGCUCACUCUCGCGUCCGCCCUAACCGCCAACAACCUCCUCCUACCGCACCCAACCUCAACCACCCCGGCGCGCGCCCCUCCUCCCCCUCCCCGCUCCCUUACCGCCGCGCUCACUCGCCGGCGCGCCGUCCGCGCAAAUGGCGGCGUAUUACGCGGAUCUAGACCGGCAGAUCGAGCAACUGUGCGAGUGCAAGCCGCUGUCCGAGGUGGAGGUGAAGCAGCUCUGCGAGAAGGCGCGCGAGGUGUUUCUAGAGGAGUCCAACGUGCAGCCCGUGCGCUGCCCCGUCACCGUGUGCGGCGACAUCCACGGCCAGUUCUAUGACCUUAUCGAGCUGUUCCGUAUCGGCGGCCGCGCGCCGGAUACUAACUACCUCUUCAUGGGCGACUAUGUCGACCGCGGGUACUAUUCGGUGGAGACGGUGACGCUGCUAGUGGCGCUGAAGGUGCGGUACCGCGACCGCAUCACCAUCUUGCGCGGCAACCACGAGAGCCGGCAGAUCACUCAAGUAUACGGGUUCUACGACGAGUGUCUGCGCAAGUACGGCAACGCCAACGUGUGGAAGGCGUUCACGGACCUCUUCGACUACCUGCCGCUCACCGCGCUCGUCGAAAGCGAGAUCUUCUGUCUGCACGGCGGGCUGUCGCCCUCGCUGGACACGCUGGACCACAUUCGAGCGCUGGACCGCUGCCAAGAGGUGCCGCACGAGGGCCCCAUGUGCGACCUGCUGUGGUCGGACCCGGACGACCGGUGCGGGUGGGGCAUCUCGCCGCGCGGCGCGGGGUACACGUUCGGGCAGGACAUCAGCGAGCAGUUCAACCAGAACAACGGGCUCAACCUCGUGGCGCGCGCGCACCAGCUCGUCAUGGAGGGCUACAACUGGGCGCAGGACAAGAACGUGGUGACGAUAUUCAGCGCGCCCAACUACUGCUACCGGUGCGGCAACAUGGCGGCCAUCAUGGAGGUGGACGAGGCCAUGGACCGCUCCUUCCUGCAGUUCGAACCCGCGCCCCGCCAGGGCGAGCCCGAUGUCGCUCGCAAGACGCCGGACUACUUCCUCUAACUUGCACUCGUGUUUUUGCAGGGGGGGUGGGGAGGUGUGUUGUUUGGGGAAAAGGGGGGGGGAGGGGGGGUUGGUAGGGAUGGGGUUUUCGUGAUACUAGUUGCCUGAUUUCUGUUGUGUGGGGAAUGUGUUAUGAUAGUGCUGUUUUUUAGCAGGCUCUUGUGCACUAUCAAAUCAUUGGUAUUGUGUAGAUGAGCUCAAACAGUAUUCAGUUUGUGCUUCUUUGUCAUACUUGCGAAUACCAUAAAUACUGUACUGUUCCAUGACACCACUAUAUUGGUGAG
Messenger RNA from Closterium sp. NIES-67, 1735 nucleotides. Lineage: Eukaryota; Viridiplantae; Streptophyta; Zygnematophyceae; Desmidiales; Closteriaceae. The record is from the annotation of a GenBank genome assembly.